This is a messenger RNA of Diversispora eburnea, 915 nucleotides long. NCBI's taxonomy places the organism in Eukaryota, Fungi, Glomeromycota, Glomeromycetes, Diversisporales, Diversisporaceae. The record is from the annotation of a GenBank genome assembly.
AUGUCACACAAUCGCUCAGAUAAUGCCGAACGAUUAGAACAAUUAAGAACCCGAGUUAAGAUAGAUCGUGAUGGAAUUUCUUCAAGCGAUUUUCCCUUUCAUAGUUCUAAUGCAUAUCCAGAAUUUGAUUCGAUUGAGAUUUUUCGAAAGAAAUUAAAAAUCAAAGUGAUUAAAAAAUCCCAAUUUGAAAUGGAAUUUGAUCUGAUUGGAAUAGAUGCAGCAAUUGCAAAUGCAUUAAGACGUGUCAUGAUUGCAGAGGUUUUGUAUAUUUAUGACAAUACAUCGAUUAUACAAGAUGAAGUACUUGCGCAUCGUCUAGGAUUAAUUCCUAUCAAAGUUGAUCCAGAUUUAUUUUAUUUCAAACACGAAAAUGAGAGACCAACAGAUAUGAACACAAUAGUAUUUAAAAUAAAUCAUGAGUGUCGUUACAAUCCCAAAGUGCGAGAUGAUGAAAGUGACCCAAAGCAACUUUAUAUUGGACAUAAUCUUUUAUCUUCUUCAUUAAUUUGGGAUCCUAAAGGUGAACAAGCCGAACGAUUUACUGAUAAUCCAAUAAAACCAGUUCAUGAUGAUAUUUUAAUCGCACAAAUGAGGCCUGGACAGAGGAUGGAAUUAGAAGCACAUUCAACUGCAACAUACCGUUUAAUGCCAGAAAUUAUUAUAAAAGAAGAAAUUACCGGAGAUUUGGCUGAUAAAUUUGCAGCAUGUUUCUCCAAAGUAAAUAAUGAAAUGGUAAAAACAGUCAAAGUAGUUAAUCCACGACUUGACACAGUUAGUCGGGAAGUUUUGCAAAGAAUUUUCAUUGAUGCUAUACAUAUUAUGCAAACAAAAUGUUCUAGACUUUUACUUGCAUUAGAAAAUAAAUUAAAAGAAUUAGAGGAUGAACGAAAUGUGAUGUCUUUAGAUGAUGUAUAG